GCGCGCCGGCCUGUCGCCCCGCAGCGGCCCGGCCCGGGCUCCAUGAGCGGCGGCCUCGGCCUCCGGCGCAGCCCGGAAAUGUCCGGCAAGGUGGAGAAAGCAGACUCGCAGCGUUCACACCUCUCCUCCUUCACCAUGAAGCUGAUGGACAAAUUCCACUCUCCCAAAAUCAAGAGAACGCCGUCCAAGAAGGGAAAGCCCACUGAGGGGUCGGUGAAGAUUCCAGAGAAACCUGGGAACAAAGAGGCAAGAGACAGAUUUCUACCAGAGGGCUACCCUGUCCCCUUGGAUCUGGAGCAGCAGACAGUAGAAUUUAUGUCCACCAGUGCUGUGGCUUCCAGGUCUCAGAGGCAGAAGAACCUGAGCUGGCUGGAAGAGAAAGAGAAGGAAGUUGUCAGUGCCUUGCGCUACUUUAAGACAAUUGUGGACAAAAUGGCUAUUGAUAAGAAGGUACUGGAGAUGCUUCCAGGGUCCGCCAGCAAGGUGCUGGAGGCCAUCUUACCCUUGGUGCAGACCGACCCCCGGAUCCAGCACAGCUCAGCCCUCUCCUCCUGCUAUAGCCGGGUGUACCAAAGUCUUGCCAACCUCAUCCGUUGGUCUGACCAGGUGAUGCUUGAAGGGGUGAACUCAGAGGAUAAGGAGACAGUGACAACGGUGAAGGGCGUCAUCAAGGCCGUGCUGGACGGAGUGAAGGAGCUGGUCAGGCUGACCAUCGAGAAGCAGGGACGGCCGUCUCCAACCAGCCCUGUGAAGCCCAGCUCCCCAGCCGGCAAGCCUGACAGUCAGCCCGAACUCCCCCUGACAGACCGAGAAAUGGAGAUUCUAAACAAGGCAACAAGUGCAUCGACCUCCACAGAGUUACUCCCAGAUUCAGCCGACGAAGAGGCCGCGCCCCCUAAGCCCCCCUUGCCUGGCAUCCGGGUGGUUGAUAAUAGUCCCCCAGCAUUGCCACCUAAGAAAAGACAGUCGGCUCCAUCCCCUACCCGAGUGGCCGUGGUGGCCCCCAUGAGCCGGGCCACCAGUGGCUCCAGUUUGCCCGUGGGAAUCAACAGACAGGAUUUCGACAUGGACUGUUACGCACAGAGGCGCCUGUCCGGAGGCAGCCGGUCGUGUGGCGGCGAGUCGCCCCGCCUGUCCCCCUGCAGCAGCACGGGCAAGCUCAGCCGAUCGGACGAGCAGCUCUCCUCCCUGGACAGGGACAGCGGGCAGGGCUCCCGGAACACAAGCUGUGAAACGCUAGAUCACUAUGAUCCUGACUACGAAUUCCUCCAGCAAGACCUCUCCGACGCGGACCAGAUACCUCAGCAAGCAGCCUGUCACCUUAGCCCACUGCCAGAGUCCUUGGGGGAGUCGGGAUCUCCGUUUCUUGGCCACCCUUUCCAGCUGCCCCUGGGCUGUCCCCAGCCUGAGGUGCCCUUGGCCCCAGGGCAGCAGAUGGACACCCCACCCGCCCUUCCCGAGAAGAAGCGCCGCAGCGCCGCCUCGCAGGGCCCGGACGGCUCCGGCAGCAGGACGCCCUACGAGCGGCACCCCUCGCAGUACGACAACCUCUCCGAGGACGACCUGCAGAGCCAGCCCCCCGGCCCGCCCGGCCCCUACCCGCCCUUCGCCGCUGUCCUCCCCUUCCAGCCCGCGGGCUUCACUGCUCCAGAAUCAGCAGGUGACCCCGAGAAGCCACCGCCUCUACCAGAGAAGAAAAACAAAAACAUGCUGGCCUACAUGCAGCUGCUGGAGGACUACUCAGAGCCGCAGCCGUCCGUGUUCUACCAGACGCCGCAGAGCGAGCACAUCUACCAGCAGAAGAACAAGAUGCUCAUGGAGGUCUAUGGCUUCAGCGACUCCUUUGGCGCCGGGGACGCUGCCCAGGAGCUGGCCCCACCACCCGCCCUCCCCCCUAAGCAGCGGCAGCUGGCCUCCUUUGCUGCUUCUUCCUUCUCCUCUGUCUCCUACUGUGUCCAGCAAACUAAAGUGGCCUUCACCCCCGAGGACGGCAGUGCCACUCAGGGCCUCAGUGUGUCCGUGUCUAACUCCUUUCUCAGCCGGCACGGCAGCUUGCCCGUGCCCUCGGAGACCCCUGCUGGGAAAGAUGGACAUCCCAGAGAUCCCUCGACGGCCAGCACGCCUGGGAAGGACAGCAGAGAUGGCGGGGAGAGGGCCCCAAAGUCCCCGGAUGCUCUGGAGUCUCAGUCAGAAGAGGAAGUGGACGAGCUAUCGCUCAUUGACCACAAUGAGAUUAUGGCCAGGCUGACACUCAAGCAAGAGGGUGACGACGGGCCCGAUGUGCGCGGGGGGUCGGGGGACAUCUUGCUGGUCCACGCCACCGAGACAGACAGAAAAGAUCUGGUGCUGUACUGCGAAGCCUUCCUGACCACCUACCGCACCUUCAUCAGCCCCGAGGAGCUCAUCAAGAAGCUGCAAUAUCGCUACGAGAAGUUCUCCCCUUUCGCGGACACGUUCAAGAAGCGCGUCAGCAAGAACACGUUCUUCGUGCUGGUGCGGGUGGUGGAUGAGCUCUGCCUGGUGGAGCUGACGGAGGAGAUCCUGAAGCUGCUCAUGGAGUUGGUCUUCCGCCUGGUGAGCAGUGGGGAGCUCAGCCUGGCCCGAGUGCUGCGCAAGAACAUUCUGGACAAGGUGGACCAGAAGAAGCUGCUCAGGUGCGCCCACUCCGACCAGCCCCUGGCAGCCAGGGGCGUGGCAGCCAGGCCAGGGACCUUGCAUGACUUCCACAGCCAUGAAAUCGCCGAGCAGUUGACACUACUGGACGCCGAGCUCUUCUAUAAGAUCGAGAUUCCAGAGGUUUUACUUUGGGCCAAAGAACAGAAUGAGGAGAAGAGCCCCAACCUGACCCAGUUCACAGAGCACUUCAACAAUAUGUCCUACUGGGUCCGCUCCAUUAUCAUGCUGCAGGAGAAGGCCCAGGACCGGGAGCGACUGCUCCUGAAGUUCAUCAAGAUCAUGAAGCACCUGCGGAAGCUGAACAACUUCAACUCCUACCUAGCCAUCCUCUCCGCGCUGGACUCGGCGCCCAUCCGCAGACUGGAGUGGCAGAGGCAGACCUCAGAGGGCCUGGCUGAGUACUGCACCCUGAUCGACAGCUCGUCCUCCUUCCGGGCCUACCGGGCCGCACUCUCGGAGGUGGAGCCCCCAUGCAUCCCUUACCUGGGUCUGAUCCUCCAGGACCUGACCUUUGUUCACCUGGGGAACCCUGACUUCAUCGAUGGGAAGGUCAACUUCUCCAAGCGGUGGCAGCAGUUCAACAUCCUGGACAGCAUGCGGUGCUUCCAGCAGGCGCAUUACGACAUUCGCAGAAACGAUGACAUCAUCAACUUCUUCAAUGACUUCAGCGAUCACCUGGCCGAGGAGGCCCUGUGGGAACUCUCACUGAAGAUUAAGCCCAGGAACAUCACGAGGAGGAAAACGGACCGAGAGGAGAAGACCUAGGAGCCGGGCUGGGCGCCAGGAGCGGACUUGGAGCAGCCAGGCCGGCCGAGGUGGCCAGCUCUGGCCCGGCCCAACACGGGCCUCAGGCAGAGCCCGCGGCAGCUUUGGCCCAGCCCCUGGGCCCACGGCCAGCCAACAGGCAGGCCUGGACUAACUGGUGAACCACCGUCCCCUGGCCUGGUUGUUUUCUGCCCGCCUCGCGCGCCCUCCUGUACCCCAGGCCCAGGUGGGGCAGGACCUCGUCAGCCAGCAGAGAGGGCAGACCCCGGCCCUCCCUAGGGGCAGGCUCCCCAGCCUUCGGAGGAGCAGAGGAGCAGAGGCCAGACACUCAGGGCACCCAGACGGGAUCGGCCCAGCAUAGGAGGCUGAGAAGGGCCAGGGAGACAACUGGGCACAGAAGGCAGAGGGCCAGAGAGACAGCGGGCACCUCAGCCAUGGGGUGCCCUGGGGGGGGUGGCAGGUGACGCUCAGUCCUAGUACCCAUCACAGUACCCCGUCCUGGCACCUUGUCCUGCCCCACCUAGCCAGGCUGCUGCCCUGUCUGCACUCGGGGCCCCAGGCCCCGCCCACACCUCCUUGCACUGGAGCUGAGGUGUUGGCAAAGGAAAGGGGGUGCCGGGUUGGGCCAGGCUGAGAAAUGGAGAGCAGAUCCAGAAGUGGGGGUGCUUCGCCACCCUGGGGAGGGCCACAGCCCACACCCCCACCCCGCACCUGCCCUGUGCCUUAACCGCCACCUGAUGCCCUCCCGGCCCCACGGCUGCUCCUAGCUGGCACUCCCCCAGGAGCCAAAAGUUCCUAACCCCUCCUCCCAGCUGUGGACUGGGGCUGUGGGGUCCCUGAGUGUGGAGUGUGGGGGUGCAGGCAGCACCUCUCAGCCAGGUGCUCUGCCAAGGGUGCCGAUCCCAGGCGGUGUGCGGGGAUCGAGGCGGAGGUGCCCAGGACCUCCCUGGGUGGUGGGCACCGCGGGCUGGGACCCAGUGUGUGGACCUCCAGCCCCGGGGGUGGGGCGGGGCGGGCACAGCUCGGGCGCCCUCAGCCCAGCGCACAGCACAGGGGAGGCAGAGGCUGCGCCUGCGCGUGGAGCAGUUACACGCUGCGCGCGGCCUGCCCCGCGGAGCCCCGCCCGCUCGCUCCUUGGGGAUUUCUAAGCAGCUGUUUUCUCCUCCUCUGUGUUUCUGUGUCCUGUAAAUAGAGGCUGCGCGCGCUGUGCCUCAGUGGGCAGCAGCUGUCACUUGGUUAUUUAAGGCGUGUGUGUGUGUGGUGUUGGGUUCUGAGCAGUGUUGUGCGUGGGGUGGUUUGAAGUCCUUUCAUUUCAGUCCUUGCUCCCUGCCUCCCAUCCUCUGCCCAGCUCUGGGGGGCUGCAGCGGGCUCCAGGUGAGGCCCCUCCCCCAGCCCUGGGCGGCUCCCUGCAGCCCAGGUGGGCCUGUCCAGGGACUGGGCAGAGGACAGGGCGGGGUUCCCUUCGUGAUUCCCAGCAGACCUGGUGCCCACCUCAGACUGCCCAGCCCUCCCGGUGCCAGGGAGCCCUGGGGCCAUGCCUGGAACUGCCCACGGAGGACACGAGGCUCAGUGUGUGUGUGUAACUUAUUGGCCAAUGGCUCCCCUGCUCUCCUGCCCCGGCCGCGCUGCGGCUCUUCUGCCCCGCGGGGGCUGUGGGACGGGGCUGGACGGCGGGCAUCCCGCAGAGGCCCGUCCUCACAGCAGGGCCGGUGGAGCCCCGGCAGGUGGGGACAGGCUGCGUCUGACCAGAACCCUGGUCUGAGAUGGGCCCCCCACCCCGGCGGCCCCACAGCCUCCCCGCGUGGCAUGGCGUGAUGCAAACUCCCCGCUAACCUGCCCGACAGCAGCCCCUUCCUGCCGACGCUGCAGACCUGUAACUUUUAUAUGAAAGGAAAAUAAACAGGCCGGAGCCAU
Messenger RNA from Dipodomys spectabilis (banner-tailed kangaroo rat), 5355 nucleotides. RefSeq names its product Rap guanine nucleotide exchange factor 1 (gene Rapgef1). Gene Ontology annotation, biological process: positive regulation of GTPase activity; Ras protein signal transduction. The record is from RefSeq and is a predicted model, not a curated record. Gene Ontology annotation, molecular function: guanyl-nucleotide exchange factor activity. The transcript is spliced from 25 exons. Gene Ontology annotation, cellular component: plasma membrane. Bases 43 to 3441 code for a protein of 1132 amino acids. NCBI's taxonomy places the organism in Eukaryota, Metazoa, Chordata, Mammalia, Rodentia, Heteromyidae.